Messenger RNA from Xiphias gladius (swordfish), 3163 nucleotides. RefSeq names its product G protein-coupled receptor 37a (gene gpr37a). Bases 149 to 2134 code for a protein of 661 amino acids. Gene Ontology annotation, molecular function: G protein-coupled peptide receptor activity; prosaposin receptor activity. The transcript has 2 exons. Gene Ontology annotation, biological process: adenylate cyclase-inhibiting G protein-coupled receptor signaling pathway; positive regulation of MAPK cascade. The record is from RefSeq and is a predicted model, not a curated record. Gene Ontology annotation, cellular component: plasma membrane; signaling receptor complex. NCBI's taxonomy places the organism in Eukaryota, Metazoa, Chordata, Actinopteri, Istiophoriformes, Xiphiidae.
UUGACGGAGGGGGGGGGCCUGCCUCGCCCGGCAUCCGGCACUCCACCCCCGUCUCCACCUUCUACGACGGAGGAUCAGAGCGGUUGGUUAACUGUUUCCAGCCCACUUUUAGGACAGGAUUCCGCUCUGGGUUUUGGUGUCUUUGGUGAUGCCUCCCGACUGGAGCCGCUCCGGGACGCACCCGAACCCGGCAGGUUCACACGACCAAGACCUUUGUGAAAGCUGUUUGCGAGGGAACAUGAAGGGAAGUGAAUUUUUCUUUGAAGUUCAGAGCUUUUUUUUUUUUUUUUUCCAGAGAUGGAUCGAUCAUUUUGGAUCAGACGGUUUCCUCUCAGGCGUUAGACAGACCCACACGAUGCCGCAUCCACCCCUGAGGUUGCUGUGUUUGUGGCUGUGCAGCGAGGCCGUCGCCGGUCAACUCCACUGGCAGAAAACAAAGACGACUUUCAGUCCGGAGUAUGAAUCCACCGCCGCUGACAGGAAUGCGCAGAGCCGGAGAUGGCGCACAGUCAGCGCGGAGGACAAUGGGGGGACGCGUGGAGCGAGCGCGCAGGCCUCGUGGUUGGAUACUGUAAGCCGGUCGUCCUCGGGGCUGCUGGGGACGGGGGUACACCGGCGCGCCACGCGCAAAAGUGACGCGCAAAAUGGAGCUCGGCGCGCCCGACUUGUACCCGGAGAGGAGGCUUUACGCACGUAUGGAAACGAGGCCGGGGAGGCGCGGACAGGUGGAUGCAGUCCGGGAGAAGUUCUUACACAAAGCUGGCAUGGCCCCACCUGCCGUCCUGCGGGGACCGGGCGGACCCGGCGACAGAAGCGGAGUGAGCCGCUGCAGGACGGAGCCGCGGCCGCGUGGGAGGCUAUGCCCGCGGCCAUGGCGCAGGAGCAGGACGCCGGUCCGCCCCUCGGAGUCAACGCCAGCGACUACGAGGAGGAGGACUCUCUGCCGGACCCUCCCGACACCACGCCGUUCGUGGCGGUGAACACGCGGGCCAGACGCAGGCAGGUGAAGAACCCCUUCUACCCGGUGACCGCCGAGUCUUACGGGGCCUACGCGGUCAUGAUCGCCGCCGUGGUCAUCUUCAGUGUGGGGAUCAUCGGGAACGUGUCGGUCAUGUGCAUCGUGUGUCACAACUACUACAUGAGGAGCAUCUCCAACUCGCUGCUGGCCAACCUCGCGCUCUGGGACUUCGUGGUCGUCUUCUUCUGCCUGCCGCUCGUGGUGUUUCACGAGCUCACCAAGAACUGGCUGCUGGGAGAGUUCUCGUGCAAGAUCAUCCCGUACCUGGAGGUGGCGUCUCUCGGGGUCACGACCUUCACGCUGUGCGCUCUGUGCAUCGAUCGCUUCCGAGCCGCCACCAACGUGCAGAUGUACUACGAGAUGAUCGAGAACUGGGCGUCCACCACGGCCAAGCUCGCCGUCAUAUGGGUGGGCGCUCUGCUGCUGGCGCUGCCCGAGCUGCUGAUCCGACAGCUGGUCGCCGAGGACGGCGACCCGCCCGGAGUGACGCCGUGCGAGCGCUGCGUGGUCCGGAUCUCCACCGAGCUCCCCGACACGCUGUACGUCCUGGGGCUCACCUACGACGGCGCGCGGCUCUGGUGGUACUUCGGCUGCUACUUCUGCCUGCCGACGCUGUUCACCAUCUGCAGCUCGCUGGUCACCGCUCGCAGGAUCCGCCGCGCCGAGCGGGCCUGCGUCCGCGGCAGCAAGAAGCAGAUCCAGCUGGAAAGCCAGAUGAACUGCGCCGUGGUGGCGCUGGCCAUCCUCUACGGCUUCUGCAUCAUCCCGGAGAACAUCUGCAACAUCGUCAGCGUGUACAUGGCGGCCGGCGUUCCCAGGAGGACCCUGGACGUCCUGCAUCUGGUCAGCCAGCUGCUGCUCUUCUGUAAGUCCGCGGUGACGCCGGUGCUGCUGUUCUGCAUGUGCCGGCCGUUUACCAAAGCCUUCCUGGACUGCUGCUGCUGCUGCUGCGAGGAGUGCGGCCCGCCCCCGUCCGCCGCCGCCGCCGCCGCCAGCACCGCCGGCGACACCGACAACGAGUGCACCACCACCGAGCUGGAGCUGUCGCCGUUCAGCACCGUCCGCAGGGAGGCGUCCACCUCCACCGCCUACGCUGCCGUGGGGACACACUGCUGAGGUGGAAGGUCAGAGACCGGCAGCGUCGAGGAGAGUCCGGCCUGGGGUCAUUCCUCCGGAACUCGAUUGGUGGACGCGUUGACACAUCGGGCUACGAAUUCAACCCAAACCGUUUUACCGACGGACAGGCUGAAGACGUCACUGUCUGUCCUCUCACUGUUUACAGAACCUAUGUCUGGAGGAACACACAGUAUUAGUCAGUAGCAUUUAUUUGUUUAGUUUUUGAUUAACUCACAAGUAUUUUUACUGAAUCUGCACUCAUGUUUUCAUGUUUUCAUGUUUUCAUGUUUUCAUGUUUUCUUCACUGUCACUGUUUCUGUGGACGCUGAUCUUUUUUUUUUUUUUUUAAGGGUCCUGUGAUUUGUCAACAACUUCCUUGGAAAAUGGAAGUUGUUUUAGUUAGAGUUUAGUUAGUUGUGUUGAAUUUAUAAGCAGCUGUUGGUCCAUUUACAGACCCGAGUAAAAGUUCAUUUAUUAUUCAUUUUUUUGGAAGGGAAGCAUUGCUCUCUCCGUACAUGUUGAAUCACGAGCUUUCCUCUAGACCAAAUGUCACGUUGGCAUGUUCAGCUGUCCUGCUGUGCGCUCACUAAAAGACUUCCCGUGCUGCACCGGCAGUUCAUUGGGACUAAUUGAGCGGGCAUGUACCAUUCAAACACCUUGUAUGCAAAUUGCAUAGUUCUCUCCAGGAAACUAUUAGGAAAUAGCAGAGUUCAUACAACAAAGUGUUACCUGGAAACGGGCAUAAAAAGUUAUCAUCAGCCAGAGCUGCUGUCAGCACCUGUGGCUCUGUUUUGGGUUUUUUGGGGGUUUUUUUGGGACGUUCUUGGCCAUUUUUUUUAUUUUUCUUUGUGUGAGUGAGUUAAACGGAACACACAGUAAUAUAAUGAAAAUGGCUGUAGUUGUGUUGUGUUAGCUGAUGUUCUUGUGAAUCAGUUCUGCCUGUGAGUAUUUUGUUCUUUACUAAGAAAAAUGCACUUCACUCAGUCUGUAAUGUGACAGUUUUUUGGGGGACGGGGUUUGUUUGACCAG